Molecule: messenger RNA, 4096 nt
Organism: Xenopus laevis (African clawed frog)
Lineage: Eukaryota; Metazoa; Chordata; Amphibia; Anura; Pipidae
Product: probable pleckstrin homology domain-containing family N member 1
Exons: 11
Coding region: 691-1791 (366 amino acids)
Source: RefSeq, a predicted model, not a curated record
CCUGUGAUUAAGUAAGGUGCGUAAAGCAGUUUAUUCAUUGUUCCAAUGUUUUGGUAACAUAAUGCGUCCUUUCUCAGAGAGGAAAGUCACCAUUCUGCCUAAGGAAGGUCACAUUCUGGGACACUGGAACUCUCUUUUUGCAGUGUUAUGGAAGACCUGUGAGUGCAGCAUUUCAUCUUAUUAACCUAUUGACAUGUUGCAAACAAGGACCCAGACAUUUGAGUUCUGUAGUCCCUAAGGCUUUACAAAAGGCUGGAGUAAUGGCUGUUCCUGUCAGCAUGAAAUAGCAAUACGUGAAAUAGUAAUACUCUUGUCUCCUAUUCAUUCGCUCAGGAUUUUUCCACUUUGUCUUUAACAUCUUUAUUCUUUGUGAAACUGAGAAUCUUAGUGAAGCUUCCCUCCCUCCCCCCCAGGUCAUCCCUUAUGCAGGAAACUGAAACAUGCUGUAACCUAACAGGAAGCUCUGUGUAUGUCACACUGCGCGCUUCUGACUUUCUACUCAAUUGUCUCUGUCCACCUCCCCUUUCUACACGGGACCAAGUGCUUCUAAAUUUCUGUCUUUUUUUUUUUUGUGUGCUCGAAGAGGAAGGAUGUGGGAGCCAGUCUCUCCAGCUGUUUCAGUUGUGUUUUUAAUCCCUCUGUGUAGUGUGUGUGCUAUGUGGUUGAGUGCUUUAGCCUGGCAUUGAUAGGAUGGGAUGCUGCAGUGUGACAGCACGGGGUGCCAACUUGAAACAAGAUGGCCAUGAAGAAGUUGAGUUGCUACAAACAGAGGGGAGCAGGAAACAGUCAGAAACUGGGUCACUAUCUCCCAAUGGAGGACCUUACUCCAUCUCACACCACCAAGCUACGUGUGUUAAACAUGAGGUCCCAGAUAAGCCUGUGCUGUUUUGGGGAAAAUCUCAUGCAAAUUUAGACGACAUGAUACUUUCGGAACCUAUUCACGGAUGGGAGGGUCAGGACAUUCAGACUUAUGGAAAGGUUGUCAGAUCUUCUUUAAUAUUCAUGCAGAUUAGGGGAACACACUCACAGGAAAUAAUGGAGUGCUUUUUGGUACUGUUUCCUUUGCAUUUACUGAUUCUGUCUUUGGACCAUCAAGAUAGAAGAUUUAUCUAUCAGGGCCUUCUUUCCCUUUCUGGAAUGAAAGUGUUUUCCUUAUGGACAAGUAUAGGACAUACCUUUGAAAUCAGUGGGCCAAUGAUAGAAUCUCGCCAAAUUUCCUGCCUCAAUUCCAGAGAGAGAGAUCUUUGGAUAUCAGAGCUACAGCAUCACAUCCUGGAAGCCAACACACACUAUUCUCUUGUUUACCCCUCAAUCAAUAUUUUGUCCUUUCUGUUGCCAUGUGACAGUAUGUGGAAGAAGAAGGAACUCAUAAGAUAUUUGACAUCAUGUCCUAUUAGAGAUUGGGAAGGAAGAGCAAUCCAGCAUCUGGGUAAUGCUAUCUACCUGUCUGCGGUGCAAGUGGCUCACACUAUAGACGCAGAUUUUGAGGAUCGGCUUUUGGUGCUGUUUUCUGAAGAUCUUGUUUUCCUUUCUGUUGAUGCUGAGAAGACUGCAGUCACCUACCAGGGUACCCUUCCUAUAAAUGCAAUUCAUAUUAAAGAAAGCAUAGCUUGGGAUGGGAGACUAGAGUUCCAGAUUACAGGUCACAUGAUGGAACCAAUUUUAGUGUGUUGCUCUACCAUUGGAGACUAUAAUUAUCUGGUUUUCUAUCUGCAAAAGCCAGAGGAAUCAGACUGUGCCAUCAGUCCUCCACCUGUGCCCACUGUACCUGCUAAAUACAGGAGAAGAUAAAAAUAGACAUUUAUUGAGAGAGAAUGAAGAAGCAAAUGAACUUUAUGUUAAGCCUGAAAUGGCAUGAACAUAGUCUACAGAAGAACAACAAUACAAGCUGGACAUUUGUGACUCGUAUUGAGUGUGCCAUUUAGCAUAACGCUACAUGACUUGUUUGUACCAUUGUAAAGGAAAUGUAGGAAGGGCAAGACUGAGAGAUGGUCAGGACAGGAAACAGAAUGUAGGACAGAGAACAGUACACUGGAAAGAAAACUAUGUGUAAAAGACAAAACUGUACGUUGAGGCAUAACACUGCCCACUGAACUUAACAAAAAGGGAAAUACGUUUCUGACUAUACGUUGAUCAGAUACUGCCACUAGAGAUAACUACUGUCAAAAGUUAAUGUUUUUACCCAACAUAGGCUAAAACUCUGAUAGUGAUGAGUUUCUGAUUGCAUGGUGUGAUAAAGGAUAACAUUUAAUGGCAGUAACAGUAAAUGAGGGGAAUUAAUAAAACUGGAGAUAUUUUGCUCUACAGUAAUAACCCACAGCAAACAAGCUGCAAUUUGCUUUUAUAUUUCAUACUGUCUCCGAGCUUAUUGCUGGUUGGUAGCUAUGUGUUACAUCUCCUGACUUAAUUUACCACAGUUUAGCAUGUUUGAGAAUACAGCUUAAUGUGCAAAUACAAAUAACACAAUAGGGUUUAUUUAUGAAUGCAAGUACAGUGUAUGGAGUGCAAUUUUUAGACACAAUUCUCUAUAUGUUUUACCCAGAAGGCAGUGUCUGAUGCAUUAAAAUGUGCGCAGUUGCCCUUUGAAUCUGAGUAGUAGAAUAGCAAAUAAGCUUUGUAGACCCACCAGGAUAAAAGAAAUAGCUUUAAUACUCAAGAACUCUACGUGCUGGCUUCUGGAUGCCUUUAACAGAAAAUGCAGUGCACUAUAUAUGUUUCUUCUAAAUAACCAACCAAUGCAAGGUGAAGCUUUCUGACCUAGUGGCCUAAGCUAAUGGUUUCCCUACCCUACCCUAUAACGGCAUAGAAAUCUGAUGAGAUGAAACGACAUAGCUAAGAUUGUUGAUGUAGUUUGGUGUGUGUAUAUAUCUACCCUAAAGACAUUUUAUUUGCUGAUACCUUAUUAUAUACAUUCACUUUGGCUUUGAUCCAUUAUGACCAAAAGCCUUGUGUGUCAUUGCUCUAAUGCAAUGCACUAAAUGUUGGAAACUGUCUAUUCAUGACUGUUCUGCAUGCAGUUAAUAGUGCUCUUGUGCAUUUGAAGACAUAAAUAUUCAUACUGGGGUUACUUUAUCAUAGUCUGUGCAAUUCUUGCCCACAUACAGAUGUCAUCAUAGUAUUGAUUAGUGAUGGGCGAAUUUAUUUGCCAGGCGCGAAUUUGCCCAUGUCGCAAAGUUUUUUUGAUGCCGGCGACGGUUCCAAACACAGUUUCGCAAUUUUUCCGUGAAUUUCACGGGAAAUUCAAGAAAUUUGUGGCGAAGCGACAAUCACUAGUAAUGAUCUCAAUAUGGUUUGUAUGGUUUACUAGCAAUUUACAAACACCUGGGCUACCCCAAAUAGGAGGACUCAAAGCAGUCGUUCUCAAGCAGUUUGAAGGCCAUUUAAGGUGAGCAUAAGAGCUGAAGCCUAUUAAUUUUCCUGAAUACCCCUGCAACUAUAUUAGAAUUCCUGCCAGCUAUUGUUAACAUUGUUAUAAGCUAAAGGGAGGCCAGCCAACUGUGAGGCUGAACCCAACAAGUCUAAAGACUGUCUCCUGUGUAGUAAAAACAAAGUUUUCUUUUUAAUUGGCUGCUAUAUUGUAGUGUCCAACUCCCAUUUUUCCCUUAAGCACGGAGAGCAGGUGGGUUUUAAAGUUCAGCACUCACUAGCAGAUGGCUGAUUAGACAUGAUAUAAAAAUGUUUAUAUUUAUUGCUAAAGGGACAGGCAACCUGCUACAGUUUUUUAAAAAAAUAUAUCAAUAUUAGAAAAUGUCAUUUCAUUUUUGUCUAGAGAUUUAGUGUUUCGGAGCUGUAUAAAUUAUUGUCACAAAAUACUGUGCAUUUGUGAUGUAUUUUCUCAGGGGAUGGUGGACUAAAAAUGACAAUAUACAUAAUAUAGUAUAUUUUUUAUAUUUCAUUGAUUUAAUUUAUAAAAAAAAACGUCUUUGGCGUUCUCUGAAAUUGAUAUAAAAUACAAUACAAAUGCAAUGUUCUGUGGUGUACACUCCAAAUGUAUUUUAAUCAUGAGUGUGUGUGUCUUCAAAACAGAACUCUUCUUUAAACCAUGUUAUAGCCAUAAUAUUUGUAUAGCCUGUAUGUAAUAAAUGAUUAUAAUGUA